AUGUGGCUAACCGUGGGAUCAAGUGUUUCUGGUCAGGGUAAGCAAGUUAAGGCAGUCUUCGCAAAUAAAUUGCAUAAGCCUAAAAAACCUGAGGAUAUGAUGAAGCACAUCGGAAAUAAAACAAAGGCUUACGUUAAGGCUCAGACUGGAGGCAAAGGUCCUUGUUGGGAAGAUUUUAAGGUCUCAUUCAAGACAUAUGCCGAUGCUAGAUUUACUGAAUUGGACGGAUGUAAGAAAGCGAAAAAUUGCGUUAUUGGCGUUAUUAAUGGAAUGAGAAGCGACGCAGAAUUAGCUGUUGGUUCAGCAAAUAAAUGCUAUAAAAAGUGCGGUAAAGUGGGCUGCAAAGAAAACUAA
Molecule: messenger RNA, 354 nt
Organism: Belonocnema kinseyi
Lineage: Eukaryota; Metazoa; Arthropoda; Insecta; Hymenoptera; Cynipidae
Exons: 4
Coding region: 1-354 (117 amino acids)
Source: RefSeq, a predicted model, not a curated record